Molecule: messenger RNA, 561 nt
Organism: Melampsora larici-populina 98AG31
Lineage: Eukaryota; Fungi; Basidiomycota; Pucciniomycetes; Pucciniales; Melampsoraceae
Exons: 4
Coding region: 1-561 (186 amino acids)
Source: RefSeq, a predicted model, not a curated record
AUGGAGACCAUCUUAAGUUCACCACGUGCUUUAGUUUUCUUUAUCGUCGUUAUUUUAUCAUUACAAACUCUAGCAUCAAAUCCCAAACCAGUGGAUGAGAAGAGAUUAGUUAAAAGAAUCAAAUCACCAGACGCUGAAGAUAUCGUUAAAUCUGUUAAGAAGGCCUCUUCGCAAAUCGGCGACGUUAUGAAAGGAGAGACUAUCAAGACUGUUAUCACUUGGUACACUGGGCACGAUUUACUCAACCCUUUCUGUGGACGAGAAUCAAAAUGGGCUCCGACGGAUGAAUCUUUAGUCAUUGCUGUCACUCAGAAAUGGAACCUACGACCCGCCUGUGGUGAAUUCUUCGAAAUCUCAGUCGCUGGAGGAAAAUCAGUUGUUGCUCGUGUUGUUGACCUUUGUGGUGGUUGUAAACCCGAAGUUCCACAUGCCGAUCUUAGCAAGGCUGCUUUCACAAAGUUAUUCGACCUAGAUGUUGGCUUUGUUUCUGGAUUGAACAUGCGUAAAGUCGAUCCUCCUAAACAAUGGAAUGAAAAACUUUACGGACCUCGGACUCUAUGA